This is a messenger RNA of Fimicolochytrium jonesii, 2059 nucleotides long. Its product is annotated as WD40-repeat-containing domain protein. Bases 249 to 1739 code for a protein of 496 amino acids. The transcript is spliced from 9 exons. The record is from RefSeq and is a predicted model, not a curated record. Gene Ontology annotation, biological process: positive regulation of transcription by RNA polymerase I; rRNA processing. Gene Ontology annotation, molecular function: protein binding. NCBI's taxonomy places the organism in Eukaryota, Fungi, Chytridiomycota, Chytridiomycetes, Spizellomycetales, Powellomycetaceae. Gene Ontology annotation, cellular component: nucleolus.
UGGCAAUUUGGACUGGUCAAAAAGACCUUUGAAAUUGAAGCGAGUACAAAAGCAUAUCUUCGUAAACUGCUUCCGAGUCGGAGGCGGAAUAAAAGGCUAUUGCAAGUCUUCAAUACGUAUGUCUUUGUUUCGCUCGCUUGUGUCUCUUAUAACCGGCGUAUUACCAAUUUCGCAGUAGCGUUCUUUUUGUAAUUUACUUCGAGCCAUUACUGCCUCGGGACGCUAGUCAAUCUAGCUGAGGCGCAGUCAUGUCCGACUACCGGAAAGUGCAGAUAAAGAGGUUCUCGAAGCCUGCGGGGAGGCGGACGACGGAGGCAACAUAUUGGAAGAAAUUCAAGUCUCCCAUACUUUUGAAAGAAUAUGCGGCAGUCACCUCGAUUCACUUCUCGGCGACGAGGCCACACGACUUUGCCGUGACCAGCUCCACCCGCGUUCAAGUAUACAGCCCCAGCACACACGCCGUAAAGAAGACGAUAUCGCGAUUUAAGGACACAGCAUACAGCGGAAACAUUCGCUCAGAUGGAAAACUGUUGGUGGCUGGUGAUGCUUCGGGGCUGGUGCAGCUGUUUGAUCUGGGAAGUCGUGCGAUUCUAAGGACGUUGAGGGGCCACGAUGGUCCGGUGCACGUAGCUCGAUUUUCCCCAGAUCAGAUGCAGAUUCUAUCAGGGUCAGACGAUAAAACAGUGCGAGUGUGGGACGUGCCAACGGAAAAGGAGCUUGCCAUUUUCACGGGACAUGAGGACUACGUUCGAGCGGCUAUUGUCAGUCAGGAAAACCCACACCUCGUCGUUUCGAGUUCCUACGAUCACACGGUGAAAUUAUGGGACGUGCGCUCCCAGGAAUGCACGAUGACGAUGCGACAUGACGCGCCGGUUGAGGCGUUGUUGAUGUUCCCAGGAAGUGGGAUGCUGGCCUCUGCAGGUGGCAACCAAGUAAAGCUGUGGGAUAUAUUCGGCGGUGGACGACACCUUCAGACAUUAGCGAACCACCAAAAAACGAUCACAUCAAUGACCUUCGACGGAUCAGGCACGCGGUUACUCACAGGAUCCCAUGAUCACCACGUGAAGAUCUACAGCCUUCGGGACUACAAAGUCGUGCAUAGCAUCAAAUACCCUGCUCCGGUUCAGAGCAUCGGCGUGUCGCCGGACGACACACACCUGGUGGUUGGUAUGAACAACGGCUUGCUCUCGAUACGACAGCGAAUGGUGAAGACGGCGGAUCUGGUGAACCCAUCAAAGGAGGUUGCACGCCGUGGGACGAAGAAGUUUUGGAACAGAGGGGCAGAUUACGUGCCAGAAGUGCACGACAUCCGCAUUGAAUCGCGGAGACGUAAGAAGCUGAAAGUAUACGAUAAGAUGAUGCGGGCUUUCCGAUUUGGAGACGCGUUGGAUGCUGUCCUGGCGGGGACACCGCAAGCAGUCAUAGUAGUCAGUUUGAUGGAAGAGCUAUACAACCGUGAAGACGCCCUCCGCGCCGCUCUGAGCGGUCGAGACGACAAAGGACUAGAACCCAUCCUCCGGUUCCUGAUCAAGCAAAUCAACAAUCCCAAGUUUUCGGCGUUUCUGAUUGACGUCGCUGAGCUGAUAAUUGACAUGUACGCAUCAGUCGCAGGCCAUUCCCCACUCAUCGACGACCUUCUCCGUCGGCUGAGAACAAAAGUCAACGACGAGAUCCAAAUACAAACGCGGUUAUCGGAGGUCAUGGGCUUCAUGGCGACUCUCUUGUCUAUCACAAAGUGAUCGGCCGAUCAACAACGCAGACACAUCAACCGCAAUAAUCAUAUUCCCCAUCAUCCACAUCCAUCACUCACACUGUAUUCAUCGCCCACACACUGCCGCACCCCCUUCAUCGUAGCUUCAUUCCAUUUUUGCAUGUAUUUAUUGCAUGUAUUUAUCCUUUGUCCAGCAUACAUAGACCCGCUCUUGACAUAGGUAGCUUUUAGCUAGAUAGCUAGCGGAGUACAAAAGAGGUAGCCCGUUCAGGGUGAACUAUCGAGUUUACAUUCCCUCAAACGAUGUCAAAACGCGCUGUCGAAUUGGAGCCUUCAUAGCUCCGUCGA